AUAUGUCAGUCAAGUUUCAGCAGCGCAGAAAGUUAUUCCCCGGCAAUCAGAGUAAUCGAGGCGAAAUUGAGCAAGUAACUGUAAAUUAGGCUUCCAGGACAAUUCAUUUAGGCAUCUACCAGGUCCCCUGUGCUUUCUUCGAUCCUCUAUGCACCCUAUUGUUGUUCACAAUCACAGCCGAUGGAAACGGCCAUAGCUGCGGUUGCAGGUGAACUUCUCAGCCGAUUCAUCUCCUUCACCAUAAACAAAUUCUGCUCGAGCUAUGAAUGCUUGGAAGGGAAGGGGGAGAGGCUGCAGCAUCUCCUGAUGAGGGUUCAUACCGUAGUUGAGGAGGCCGAUGCACGACACAUCACCAACUCUGGAAUGCUGAUGCAGCUCAAGAUACUUUCGGAGGCCAUGUAUAAGGGCUACCUUGCGUUGGAUACCUUGAGAUUCCAGCUCCACGAGGAUAGUUCCAUGAACAAGGUUAGCGACUCAUUCCCCAUCUCUUCUACCACCCGUCUCAAACGUCGCCGCACAAUUCUUGAUCCAAUGAAUAAGGGCAAGGUCCUCGACCAUGAGGUGAAUGGUGCAUUGGAAAAUCUGGAAACAGUUGUCUCUAACAUAGCAGAGUUUGUUGUACUAUUGGGUGGGUGUGAGCGCAUGUCGCGUAGACCCUAUGAUGCAUAUCUUUACAUGGGCAAUUUCAUGUUUGGUCGACAUACUGAGAAGCAAAAGCUCUUGAACUUCUUAUUGCAACAUAACCCAGAUGAUGCACCUGCUGUCCUACCUAUCAUUGGUGGUCUUGCCGUUGGGAAGAAAACAUUGGUCGCCCAUGUAUGUGCUGAUGAGAGGAUACGCUCACAAUUCCCUUCAAUUUUUCAUCUGAAUGGAGACAACUUUCUGUCUAUUGUCGACCAUGAAAAGGCCAUGCUGGAGAUGUCGCUGCUAGUUGUUGAGUUUGUUUCAGAUGUAGAUGACAUGGAAUGGAAAGAGUUCUAUUCAUUUGUGAGAAGAACAAAUAGAAGAAGCAAGGUGGUCAUCAUAGGCAAACUUGAAAGGUUAGCAAGAUUUGGUUCAGUAAGACCAAUUUUUCUUAGUACACUUCCAUAUGAGGAGUUAUGGUACCUCUUCAAGGUACUUGCAUUUGGAAGUGCAGACCCAGCUGAACAUCCACGGCUGGUACACAUAGCAGAAGGAUUUGCCAAGGAAUUGCAUCAGGAAGGAUCACUUGUCGCUGCAAAUGCAUUGGCUGACAUGUUGAGAAGGAAUCUGAAUGCUCAACUCUGGUUUUGCAUAUUGAACAGGUGCAAAAAAGUGAUUGAGAAGAACAUCUUCGCAUACGGUCAGAAACCAAUAUCACUUAUCGAACAAGGCCAUGAGGUAGACAUGACAGACUUCGCUUUGAACCCUGUUUCUCCCAUUCACAUCAUACCAUGUACUAGUAGCAGUAGCACGACUUACGUAUACGCUCCAGUGAAAGAAUUACCAAAGGUGACACUUGGAGAACUGGUAUUAGAUCCUUCUGUUAGGCCGAACGGACAAUUUAAUUUAGUGUCAUGGGAAUCAAGGUUACCCCCUUAUACUUCUUUUGUUCACUUUGUUCCAAAUUGCACCGAAGGUAUGCCUGAAGGUACUCAUGUUUCGGAGGAAGCGCAGAGGAGCGGCUUUCUAAGAACAUGAUAUAUGUAAUUAUACUAGUUAGAUGUACCAUUUUUCAGAUCAGUGGCAAUAUUGUAUUUGUGUGGCACUUUUAUUUGAUUAUUGCAAACUAUUGGAGAAAUUUGAUGAUACUAGCUAACCGCUC
This is a messenger RNA of Setaria italica (foxtail millet), 1786 nucleotides long. RefSeq lists its product as uncharacterized. Lineage: Eukaryota; Viridiplantae; Streptophyta; Magnoliopsida; Poales; Poaceae. The transcript has a single exon. Bases 181 to 1662 code for a protein of 493 amino acids. The record is from RefSeq and is a predicted model, not a curated record.